AUGAAAGCACGCUUCGCGCAACAGCUCUCAAACUGGGCGACCGCAGCCGCCCUGAUCAUGGCGGUCACCUCCGUCAGCAAUUUCAUGGCCUUGACCAGUCAAAUUCAGUUCAUGGAUCUCACCACGGACAUGCAGGGCACCCCAGAGGUCUUCGUGGAGUUUGCUGGGCACUUCAAGGCCGCGAACUUCGAAAUCGCACAGCGCCUCCCGGACCUGGGCUUGCCGACGCUCGAGGACCUCCAGGAGUACAGCCUGAAAGCCGUCGAGAAGCUUCAGAGCUCCUUUGAGAAGGUCGGGCUCCAGGAUUUCAGUGUCCUGGUUUUGCAGUACUGCUAUGCUCUGGAGGCGUCCGGGCAGAUCGCGGCAAAUGCCAUGCUCGCCCACAGCAGGUCCACAGCCCAGCAGUUGCAGAAAAAGUUGGAGGCCCAUUUCUCCUCGAUGAACUCCACGCGGACAACAAAGGCGACGCUCACGGAGAAGCUCGCCGAGCAUCGCCGCCUCUCUUCUUCCAAGCGGCUCCGGGGGUCCGGCAUGGAGGCGCGGGACGUGGAACUUGGGGCCUACGAUCGGCUCGAGCACGACGUCGAGGAUUCCGGCUCCUUCGUGGUCGCAGAGUGGACACCGCAGGAGUGGGAGGAAUUCGCACGUAUGGCACAGGAAGAUGGGGUGACGGAGAGCGACUUCGAUGGGCUGCAGGCCCUGGUUCCAUGUCAGCAGUCCCCCGUCAAGGAGGCCGACCUGGGAUGUGCAAGUUGUGUUUCACAAGUCAUAGCCGUCUCGCUUGUACUGGUCAGGUGGUGCCCUUCCUGCACGUCAUGCACAGGCUCAACAUCCUGA
Molecule: messenger RNA, 837 nt
Organism: Symbiodinium necroappetens
Lineage: Eukaryota; Dinophyceae; Suessiales; Symbiodiniaceae
Source: the annotation of a GenBank genome assembly